UCUACUUCCGGGUCCUGCCCCGCCCCACGCCCAUGCGCCUGGCGGCUCGCAGCCUUGAUCAUGGGCGAGCCAUCUGACGCCUUGCAGGCCUUCCUGAGCCAGCAUCCGAGCCUGCGGCUGCUCCCUUUCGUCAACAGGGUGCGCUGCUCCCUGACGGGCCACGAGCUGCCCUGCCGCCUGCCCGAGCUGCAGGUCUACACUCGUGGCAAGAAGUACCAGCGACUGGCGCGCGCCUCUCCGGCCUUUGACUACGCAGACUUCGAGCCGCACAUCGUGCCCAGCACCAAGCACCCGCACCAGUUGUUCUGCAAACUAACUCUUCGACACAUCAACAAGUCUCCGGAGCACGUGCUGAGGCACACCCAGGGCCAUCGGUACCAGAGAGCACUGCGGAAAUAUGAGGAGUGUCAGAAGCAAGGCGUGGAGUUCGUCCCUGCCUGCCUACGGCACAAGCGGAGGAGGGAAUACCAGAUGGAUGGGAACAGGCCACCGGGCCUGAAAGACACCUUCUGGCAGCCAGAGUCCAGUGAUGAGGAGGCAGCCCUGAGUGACGACAGCAUGACAGACCUGUACCCACCCGAGCUGUUCACCGAAAAGGACCCAGAAGAGCCUGAGAAUGGGGUCGACACCGAUGGCUUUGUGACAGAGCACGAGGAUGAGAAGCCAGGGUCCCCAGGAGGGAAGCGCCCCGGGGACAGGCGUGAGAUGGAAGUGGCCCGUGAGGAGGCCUGUAAGCGCAGGAAGACGCAGCGGGGCUCCCUGACCAAGAAGCUCCAGAGCCAUCACCGCAGGCCCAAGAGCUUGGGCUCCUUCAAGCAGGCGGGUUAGGAAGGCCCUCGGUGACUCCUCUCUCAUCGCGUCUCUGACCUUCACUGCCCACUAAGAAGGGCUGGAUGGCCUGCUCCGCACCCGCGAAGCAGCAGGGCUCAAGGGAGAUCGCACCCCGUGCUCCUUGGGUCUUGAGCAGCACGCAGCUCACCAGAGCCCUGCCCAGGCUGGACACCACCAUGCGACCACGCCGCAUACACAAAUGCCAUUAUUUAUUUCAAUGUUUCCAAAGAUCAGAACGUUUUCAAACACAACUAAGAUAUAAAAUACAGCAUAAAAUGAGAUUUAUACCUAUUCCCACAUAAAGCAAAAGCAUUUUCAGAAA
Heterocephalus glaber (naked mole-rat) is the source of this 1153-nucleotide messenger RNA. RefSeq names its product surfeit 2 (gene Surf2). The record is from RefSeq and is a predicted model, not a curated record. Lineage: Eukaryota; Metazoa; Chordata; Mammalia; Rodentia; Bathyergidae.